Anastrepha obliqua is the source of this 1111-nucleotide messenger RNA. RefSeq lists its product as uncharacterized. Bases 94 to 912 code for a protein of 272 amino acids. The transcript has 2 exons. The record is from RefSeq and is a predicted model, not a curated record. NCBI's taxonomy places the organism in Eukaryota, Metazoa, Arthropoda, Insecta, Diptera, Tephritidae.
CUGAUUUAGUAUGUGACUGGGUGUGACAAUAGUUGGACGGUGUGAGUAAGCGCACGCAGCUCAGAAUUAGGAACAAAAAAACAAGCGAAGAAAAUGUUUCCGCAUACAAAGUCGGUGCUGCUAUUGUUGUUUGCAGUAGCAACAACAACUAGAACAGCAAUAUUUGUGCCGUACAGUGCGUCGAAAAUCUCGCCGGAAAUCAUCAGCGAACUAAAAGACUUUCUCGAUCUGAUACCCACGUCCACAGUGGACGAAAUCGUCGCUAAGCACUACAUCAUUGAUUCGAAUUUUCGCGAAGUGUUCAAUUAUGUACGCAGUACGCAAUUUACUAAGCUGCUGCAGCAAGCCCAGCAAAUACCAGAGGUUGUAGCAAUUUUGGAUUAUUUGCAUUUGCUUGUGCCUGCUGCUGCUAAUGCCGGCGCUGCUGCACAACUGCAUGCCACAUAUGGUACGGUGAACACGAGCACAUCCGAUGUGCUGCUGCAGAUUGAGCCGCAACUCAAUUUCGUGCUGCUGAAUGAGCUGGGGAACGGAGUGGCAGUGGUUCAGCCGGAGGAGAGCGAAGUUGAUGCUGUGAAACUGAAUCGCUUUGCCCUCACAACAUCAACGCCACUACACGUCCCGCACUUACGCACGUUUAACAGUUUUGUAGAGGAGCUUCUGCGCCACUUGCCGCGCGACCAAUACGUACAACUGAUUAAUCAGAAGCGUCAGCAGAAUCUGGCGUUCGCGCAAUUUUAUGCAGCGUUGCGCAGCGCCGAACUGCGUCCGAUGGUCGAUGUGACGCUGAAAUCUUCUAAUCUGACGGCAAUAAUUAAAACGCUGAGUUCGAAUGGUGUCGAUGUGAAAAGCUUGGAGGCUACUGCAUUUAAAGUGAUUUCCUGGGGGCCCGUGCCAAUAGCUUUGCCAUAAUGUGAAUGGAAAUCAUUAAAGUGAAGCGCAGUGUUGCAUUUAACUGGAGCAUAAAAUUAGAUUGAAUUAAGCGGGCGCAGUGAAAGUAAGAAAUUUGCUCUGCGAUGUAGCAGAGCGGCGUGAAUUGAUACUUUUAUAAUUUAUAUACUUUUCUAUGUAGACACUGACUGCUAAAAGUAAACUACUGCAUAGAAUUUUA